Molecule: messenger RNA, 1539 nt
Organism: Naumovozyma dairenensis CBS 421
Lineage: Eukaryota; Fungi; Ascomycota; Saccharomycetes; Saccharomycetales; Saccharomycetaceae
Gene: FMS1
Product: polyamine oxidase
Exons: 1
Coding region: 1-1539 (512 amino acids)
Molecular function (GO): oxidoreductase activity
Source: RefSeq, a predicted model, not a curated record
AUGACUCAAGAUAAACAAGUUAUUAUUAUCGGAGCAGGUAUUGCCGGUUUAAAAGCGGCAUCGCAAUUAUAUGCUAACGGGAUCAAAAAUUGUCUGGUCGUCGAGGCAAGGGAUAGAUUAGGCGGUAGAUUACAAACAGUCUCAGGUUAUAAUUGUUCAAAAUAUGACCUUGGGGCUGCUUGGCAUCAUGAUAUUUUGAUGAAUGGAUUGUUUACCGAGGAGUUGGAAUUGAAUAAAAAAUGUAAAGAUAGCGAGAGCAAAAGGUUUGUUUUUGAUGACAACCAACCUAUUUUCGUUGAUGAGGAAAGAGGCCGUUUGGAUCAUGAUCCUGAAAUGAUUUUGGAAUUUAUCGAUAAGGAAAUUGAUAAGUAUACCGAAUUAGAAUUUUAUCAAAGUCUUGAUGUUAAGGAUUGCUCAUUUCAUGACAUUAUAUUGAAAUAUUUGUUUGAACGUAGAGAUACAUUAACCGAUGAUCAGAUUAGAUACUCUGCUCAAAUUUGUAGAUACUUAGAAUUGUGGCAUGGUAUUGGCUGGAAAGAUAUGAGUGCCAAAGGUACUUAUUUUGACCACCAGGGAAGAAACGCACUAGUAACAAAUUUUGACUCUAUUAUUGAAAGGAUUUCAAGUAGUUUUCCAAAGGAGUGGAUUGUUUUGAAUACCGAGGUUAAAACUAUAGAACGUAAGGGAAAAAUCGUUGUCGUGAAGCUAAAUAACGGUGAAGAAUAUACAUGUGAAUACACUGUUGUUACAGUCCCACAAAGCGUUUUAGAAUUAUCGACAAAGGAUCCGAAUGACAUUACAAAUACUAAGGGUAGAAUUGAAUUUAUUCCACCUCUGAAUGCUAGGAUCCAGGAAGCGUUUAGGAAAAUGCAUUUCGGUGGAUUAGGAAAAGUUAUUUUUGAAUUCGAUGCAUGUUGUUGGACCAAGAAAGGUAGCAGGAUAUUUACUUUGGCUCAUUCCAAGGAAACUUUUGUUAAUAAUGUGCGUGAAGCUGGUUCAUGGGACGAAUUGAUAAAGAAAAGUGAAUCAGUUAAUUCUACAGACAAACCAAAAGAUCUUACAUGUUGGGAUUAUCCGUUAUUAUUUGUCGACUUAGCGAAAUCUACUGAUGUCCCAACUCUUGUUAUGUUGAUGCAACGCCCUUUAUCUAACUAUAUUGAAUCUAUUGGUGAUGACAAGCAGAGAAUAUUUGAAUUUUUCCAACCAGUUUUAGACAAAAUUAUGUCGACGCUUGAUACUGAAUCCGUAAUUAAUGAAAUGUUUGGCGCAACAACUGCAUCCAAUAAAAUUGGCCCUAAACUAAAAAAUAUCAUGACCACAAAUUGGUCUAUCGACCCUUAUUCAAGAGGAAGUUAUUCUACAUGUUUCCCAGAAGAUGAUGCACUAGAAAUGAUUAUUGCCAUGAGUAGUGGUCAAGAUUCGCGGAUCAGAUUCGCAGGGGAACAUACAAUUAUGGAUGGAGCAGGGGCUGUCCAUGGUAGUUGGGAAAGCGGUAAAAGGGAGGCAGCAUAUAUUUCAAAGAACUUAUAUAACAAGUAA